ACAGGCGCAGCCAUGGCCGGGAAUACAAACCGGUACUCGUCUUACACGACAGCCUCUGUUGGGUCAGGAUCAGAUGGCAAGAAUGGCGAGAAGGCGGAGAAGAAGGAUCUCUGGAGCUCCAUGCUGGACGGGGUAGCCAGCGCAAAGCGACUGCCAGAAAAGAAUAUUAUUUUACUAGGAGGUACUGUCGACUCCCAGCGAGAGUUCUUCGAAUCCCUCUCCAACAACGAGCUACGCCGAACCCUUGAUCGAAACACAUCUCGAAUGCCCCCAGUCGCAAACAGCUUUGCACUGGGGUAUACCUACUACGACGUUCUUGAUGCCGACCAGGAAGACACCUUGGCUCGCAUAUCUCUGUACACUCUUACAAACCCCUCGCCGAGCUUCGCGUCUCUUCUCAAGCCGCUUCUGACGCCUCAGACGAUACCCAAUACCCUGAUUGUAAUAUUACUGGAUUGGUCUCAGCCGUGGAAAUGGAUGCGCCAGUUGCGGGAGUGGAUUUUGUUACUCAGGACUGUUCUGAUCUCGUUAAGCCAUGAGUGUAUGGCAACAAUGGAGGAAGUGAUGUUGUCGUGGCGCGACCGCGGUAGGGGUGGCGGGACCAACCUCGACGGCACAACGGCCUUGCCAGUCGCGGAUGAUGGUGUUGCUUUACCCCCAGGUCCUGGCGAGUGGGAGGACGCACUGGGUAUCCCACUAUGCGUUGUCGCUCAAAAUGCCGAAAAAAUGGAAUACCUUGAAAAAACACAAAGUUGGAAGGAGGAGGAGUUUGAUGUUGUGUUACAGUUCAUGCGGACAGUAUUGCUUAGGCAUGGCGCUUCUCUGAUUUACACCACCCCCUCUUUACCCUCGCAACUCCCAAGCUUGAUUCACUCAAGCCUUGGCAUCCACUCACUUCUGAAGAAGCAACCACUAAAGCACAAUGUCAUCGACAGGGACAAGAUUGUAGUCCCUCCCAACUGGGACUCGUGGGGUAAGAUCCGUGUACUACGAGAAGGUUUCGACGUGGAACGUGUCAGCAAUGCCUGGACCGCCGAUCUCGAUCAGCCAUUCCCACAUCCUCAAUCAAACGGCAACACGUCAAAUGGCGAGCCCAAUGGCGAAAGCGGUGAAGCUGUUCACGACCAGGAAGAAGAGGACGACGACGACCCCCAGGGCUCGACAGUCAGGCUAUACGAGCUGUCGGUGCAGGAUCCCACAAUGGACGCCCUCCAGCUGGCGGGGCGCGACACUCACUCGACCGAGCUUGAAGUAAAGAGCGAGGACACCCAAGCCUUCCUCGGCAAACAGCUCAAGCAGCUCGAGACCUUCAAGAAACAGCACGACGAGACCUUUGGUCAAGACUUUGGCAGCUCCAGAAAUAAACCCUUCAAGAAGAUUGAGGAGGAUGAGGGGGCGCUGGACCCGUAUACUCGGCCGACAGAAGCCAAAGUGUUGGAGCAUAUUGGCCCGGUGCAAUUCAACAUGGGCGGUAUCCAAGUAGACGCGGAUGACAUGGUUCAGAGGCUCAAGGACCGUCAAGCAUACGGCACCUCCGAGCCAGGCAGCCCAACAGACGAGGUGGGCGCCGAAGCAAACGCCCAAAUGGAUACCGAAAACCUGCAGGCCUUCUUCCAAGGCCUGAUGAACAGGAAGAGCGGCACAGGCAAAUGA
Messenger RNA from Podospora anserina S mat+, 1653 nucleotides. RefSeq lists its product as uncharacterized. The record is from RefSeq and is a predicted model, not a curated record. Gene Ontology annotation, cellular component: cytoplasmic dynein complex; centrosome. Gene Ontology annotation, molecular function: dynein heavy chain binding. The transcript has 4 exons. The annotation marks the transcript as partial. Gene Ontology annotation, biological process: microtubule cytoskeleton organization; microtubule-based movement. NCBI's taxonomy places the organism in Eukaryota, Fungi, Ascomycota, Sordariomycetes, Sordariales, Podosporaceae.